This is a messenger RNA of Symbiodinium necroappetens, 317 nucleotides long. Lineage: Eukaryota; Dinophyceae; Suessiales; Symbiodiniaceae. The record is from the annotation of a GenBank genome assembly.
AUGGCCUUCGGCCGUCAUUUCCGGGCAGUGAUACUUCUGGGGCCUGGAUUCGCCGCUGAGCUGGACUGCUGGACCGAUGGCAUCACUCGUGGUCAGUGCUGCAAUGCCAUCUUCGGCCCAGGGGGGAACUCCCAUUGCUGGGAUGGAGCGAGCUUCACGUUUGACAGCUGCUGUGGGGAGUUUUACGAGCCACGGGACUGCACUGCUUUCGUCACCCACUUCAGCUUCAGCGUCGUCGGCAACUUUGGAUGGUCACAGCCCGCAAGCGCCGGCGAGGCCUGGGCUCGAUGCGCUCGCGCAAUGGACCUGGAGGCAGA